UCGGUAAAUGAGCGCAAAAACAUUAAGCUAUGGAAGCCCAAAGACGCGCAUUUAUAUAUCUAUAGUUUAAGGGGCUGACAAUGACAUGAAAUCUUAAAAAAACUAAAAACCAAAACCCUUUGGAUCAAUGAUCAAUCAAUCUACUCAUUUCCUGAAACCUCCACUCAAAUUCCUCAUCAUCUUCCUCUCUCUCCCUCUCUAAAUCCCCACUGCGUGUUUGCAUAUGCUAUGCGUAUGGUGGCGCACGCUUCCGUACAUGCUUCGGAUGCCACGCGCUUCAUCAUUCACAAUUCACUUCACUCUGCCUGUUCUCUUCUCCUUUCACUGUGUUUUUUAGUGUGAAAAAGGAAAAAAAUCUGUAAAUUUGAUAGCAACUGGUUGUUUGAUCUAUCCUUUUACGGGUCCGGAAGCUGGAAAUUGAGUUGAUAUGGAGAGGCGGUACACGAAUUCUGAUAAUUGGUUGAAUGAGCUUUACAAGAGAGAGACGGCUUUGUUCCCGCCCAGGAUUUGCUCUCGCCGCCUCUCGGCUUCACAGGCUCUGAUACAGCGCCUUGGUCUGUAUGGGCAACUGAAUGGUCAUCAGGGAUGUGUAAAUGCAAUUUCAUUCAACUCCACCGGCGAGCUGAUUGCAUCAGGUUCUGAUGACCGACAAAUUAUGCUCUGGGACUGGGCAGCAGAGAAACUUAAGUUGUCAUAUCAAUCUGGCCAUACGGACAACGUUUUCCAGGCAAAGUUUAUGCCGUUCACUGAUGAUAGCAAAAUAAUAUCAUCCUCUGCUGAUUGCCAGGUCAGGCUUGGCCUGAUACAGGAGAAUGGUUCAGUAGAAACUAAGAAAUUGUCUAAGCACCAAGGACGCGUUCACAGCUUGGCUAUCGAACCAGGCAGUCCAUACGUAUUUUACAGCUGUGGGGAGGAUGGUUUUGUCCAACACUAUGAUCUACGAAGUUGCUCUGCUACCAAGCUUUUCUAUUGCUCUUCAUUCGCAGAAAACAGCCGGUCUUCAAGCGUCGGGCUGAAUGCCAUGGUUAUUGACCCAAGAAAUCCCAACUAUUUUUCUGUAGGAGGUAGUGAUGUUUACGCACGUUUGUAUGACAUCAGAAAAUACCAAGUCAAUGCAUCAACUAAAGAAGGAAGCCCUGCCAACUACUUCUGCCCUCAUCACCUUAUUGGGAAAGACGAUGUUCGCAUUACAGCAUUAGCUUACUCCAACACGAGCGAGCUGCUCGUCUCGUACAACGAUGAUCUCAUAUAUCUGUUUCAGAGGAACAUGGGUUUGGGUCCGAAAUUCGCACCUUCACCGUCAGAAGACUCGCCCAGACCGUCGGAAGCACAAGUUUUCUCGGGGCACAGGAACUUCCGAACAGUCAAGGGAGUCAACUUCUUUGGCCCAAAUGAUGAAUACGUCAUCAGCGGGUCUGACUGUGGCCAUAUAUUUAUCUGGAAGAAGAAGAGCUGUGAGGUCGUCCGUAUGAUGGUUGGCGACAGGCACGUCGUGAACCAGCUCGAAUCCCAUCCGCUCAUCCCAAUGCUUGCUACCUGUGGAAUAGAGAAGAAUGUAAAGCUUUGGUCCCCCUCUUCAAAUGAUGUCACCCCUGUGCCUGACAAUGUUCAAGAGAUAAUGGAAGGUAACCGGCAAGGCCGGGAGGACCAUUCCCGGGUGUCCUUCACCCCCGACGUGAUCAUGCAUGUUCUGCGACUCCACCGGAGGCAAGCACAUGUGUACGUCGAGAGAAGGUACAACAGAGAAGAUUCCGGAAGCGAUGGGGACGAUGAUGAUGAUAGGGAGGAGGGUUACCUCUUAGGAUUCUCAGAUGGUGAUCCUGCAGAAGAUGGAGAGAACCCAAGAGAAUGCAGCAUUAGCUAAACCCCUCUCAUUUCCAUAUUUCUAUACUUAAUAUUUCCCUUGUUAUGUUACUAUAUGUAAAAUGUGUGGGAUUUGAAUAAUUUCAAUACUGCUAUUCUAUAUGUGUAAAUGAGUAUCAAAGUUAUUU
Salvia miltiorrhiza (redroot sage) is the source of this 1991-nucleotide messenger RNA. RefSeq lists its product as uncharacterized. The transcript is spliced from 5 exons. Lineage: Eukaryota; Viridiplantae; Streptophyta; Magnoliopsida; Lamiales; Lamiaceae. Bases 428 to 1864 code for a protein of 478 amino acids. Gene Ontology annotation, molecular function: protein binding. Gene Ontology annotation, cellular component: cytoplasm; Cul4-RING E3 ubiquitin ligase complex. The record is from RefSeq and is a predicted model, not a curated record.